Molecule: messenger RNA, 1670 nt
Organism: Eupeodes corollae
Lineage: Eukaryota; Metazoa; Arthropoda; Insecta; Diptera; Syrphidae
Gene: Vap33
Product: vesicle-associated membrane protein-associated protein A
Exons: 7
Coding region: 267-980 (237 amino acids)
Biological process (GO): endoplasmic reticulum membrane organization
Cellular component (GO): plasma membrane; endoplasmic reticulum membrane
Molecular function (GO): FFAT motif binding
Source: RefSeq, a predicted model, not a curated record
CAUGCGUUGGAUUUCUUGCCAAAAAGCUGGAGCAUAGAACGGAAGGCCGGAGUAAAUUUUCAGAUUUGAAAAAAAAACUUAAAAGUACUAUUUUGCAAAACUGUUCUCCUCAAAUCCAGAGUUGAAAUUAAUUUAAAUCAACGGCCACAACGCUAAAUAUAACAACGAGAAAACAAUACAAAUAAACAAACCAAUCUGCAGAGAAAAUAACACCAAGAACUUCAUAAAAAGGAAAGAAAAGAAAAAAAGACGAGAAAAGCCCCAAAAUGCUUAAUAAUAAAAAGGAACUUUUAGUAAUUGACCCACCUAAUGAAUUGCGAUUCCGUGGGCCAUUUACGAAACCAGUUAUCUCUGUAAUGAAACUGACUAAUCCAACAGAAGAUUUAGUUCUUUUCAAAAUCAAAACAACAGCUCCAAAAAAAUAUUGUGUUCGUCCAAACUUUGGCCAUGUUACGCCACACACUACUAUUAGAGUUGAAAUUUGUUUACAGGCAUUUGUUUACGAUCCAAAUGAAAAGAACAAACAUAAGUUCAUGGUUCAGAGCUUAGUCGUUCCGGAGGGUGUUGAUGACUUUGGAAAACUGUGGAAAGAGGUUGAACCUGACAACUUGAUGGACGCUAAACUAAAGUGUGUAUUUGAAAUGCCAGCCGAGGCAUCAGAAGCAGAUAAUUCUGCAGCUCCAAAAGAAGUGGUGACUAACGAAGCAUCACCUAUUCCAGCAAGUGAGGAGAAGCAAAAUGAUAAUAAGACAGAACAACUCUUAUCAGAAAUAAGGCAACUUAAAAAUGAAGGAAGUGAAUUAAGGGAAGAAAAUCUUACUCUUAAGAAUCAUCUUAUGCGCAUAAAAUACACAACGUCGCAGCAAAGAAUGGACGAACCAUAUUCACCGACGGUGGAGAAACAAAUUCCAUUGUUUUACAUAGCGCUCUCCAUUGUAACAGCAAUCUUUGGCAUAUUUCUGGGCAAAUAUUUGCUCUGAAUCAAUGGAGUUAAAAUUUUAUGUUAUUAUCAAUGAGUAAAAGAAAAAUUAAAACAACAUACAAACAAAAAAAAAACUACAAAAAAAUAAUUAAUACCUAUCAAAAAUAAAAAAAAAGUAAAUGAAUGCCUAAAAAUACAUAAUUUUUAGACAAACACAACAGCAACAACAAAUCAAUUCAAAACAGUGAUGAAAAUAAAAAAAUAAAAUUCAACUGAAUAAAAUAAAAAGAAAACCAUCUAUUUAGAUUAUAAUUCAAAAUACAACAAAUCCAGUGAUUGAGUUCUUCAUAAAAAUAGCUUAAGAAAAGAAAGAAUAAAAACAAAACAAAAGAAUACACAAAAUGCUAUUAAGAUACAACUUAUGGCUAAUUAUUUCAUAAAAUCACAGAAAUCGAUUAAUAACUCUAAAGAUGGAUGGCUUAAAUAACAGGAGGUGAUGGGAAACCUUUUUUUUUUAUUUUCUUUGAAAAUAUCUUCACAUCUUGAUGGUUUGUUUUGUAUGCUUUUUGUUUUUAAAAAUGCCUUUUUAGUUUAAGAUAAUAAUUUAGACGAAGAAAACAAAAAAAAAGUAAUUAUAAUAUGAUAUAUCCUUUGUUUUGUUGCUGUCUACGAGUUGAAGGCUUAAAGAAAAAUUAUAAUUUGUUUUAAAUAAAUGAAUAAACUAUUGCAUUACAUUGCUUUGAAGUAA